AUGGCGUGGCGCUUGGUGGUGCUGAGCAGCCACGCGCCCCUGGCGGCGCUGGUGGCGGAGCAUGUGGAAGAGAUGGUGCCAAUGGAGGUGGUCUACUAUGGUUCCUGCUACCUGUGCGAUCACACUGCGACCUGCCGCACGCGCCACGUGCCCAGCCGCGCUGACGGCGCUUGCACUCUGUGGCACCACCCGGACGAGGCGACGCCCAAGGCGUGGCUCACGGCGGUGGAGGAUGUGGCACGGCGGGAACGCGACAUGGCGCAGCUGGUGAUGUGCUUCGGCCUGGCCUUGUGCCCUGGACUCAGGUUCGAUGUGUUGGGCAUUCCCAGGAUCCAGAUUCUGUGCAUGAACCCGCUGCAGGGAACACCCUCACCACUGGCCCCCUUGAUGCUGCUGGAUCUACGACGACGAGUCUUCGAAGAUCGGGACAACGACCAGAUCUUCGUGACCAACGGCGUCACUCGCGCUCUCCUGGGCUACCACGCCGGCGCCGACGUGGCGGCGCGCGUGGCGGUGACGACGUUCUUUCGGAAGCGACUCAUGGACUGGAGCCGUGCCGUCCCCUUCGGCGGCGCCUCCAGGAGCGGCGUGCUUGACGACCUGACGGUCUUGCUCUCCUCCAGCUUCAUCCUCCAGGUGCACAGCGACGCUUCGACAGUCUCUUCGGUGUACUUGGCCUUCCGCUUGGCGUUGCAGGAACUCCUCAAUGCGUUGGGGUUUGAGAUGGCCGAACACCGACAGGACCCAGCAGGCCUUGACGUGUUCUGGACGCUUCAGAGCUCUGGUGAUGUGGCCGGCUUUCUGCAGCAGCUGGGCUACUGGCUUAGCGCUACACGUGUGGAAAGCAUUGGAAAGCGAGAUUGGCAUGCCCUCACCGUCUACAUCCCAGAGCAUCCCUACAAGAACUACUUCAACGAUGCCCGGCGCAAGUACUAUUCUUGGCGGAACGUUGGGGAUCUCUACGCCAUGCGCUUGCCCAUCUACCUUCCCAGCAUCGACUUCAUCGCCCGCUUCUGGCCCGAGGUGAGAUCGCUGGACACGGCCCAGUGCUACGACGGCUGGUUCGAUCGGCGCUUGCCCCGCACGCGCCUCACCGAGCCGAGCGCCGAGAGCGAGAGCCCUCUGCCGGAGCCCUUUGACCUGAGCGAUGGGGGGCUACGAGAAAGUGAGGCAUCCGAGAAAGACCCAAAAGGAAAGCGAAGUGUGAGGGAAUGCCCUGGUGGUGGCAUGCUGUGA
This is a messenger RNA of Durusdinium trenchii, 1236 nucleotides long. The record is from the annotation of a GenBank genome assembly. NCBI's taxonomy places the organism in Eukaryota, Dinophyceae, Suessiales, Symbiodiniaceae.